Messenger RNA from Prorocentrum cordatum, 1492 nucleotides. NCBI's taxonomy places the organism in Eukaryota, Dinophyceae, Prorocentrales, Prorocentraceae. The record is from the annotation of a GenBank genome assembly.
AUGCCGUGCCCCCCUCGCGAGGAGGACGAGGUGACGUCCAUCCGGGCCAUCUACGAGGGCGCCGUGGAGGAGCUGCCGCUGCGCGGGGCCUCCGACAGCACCGCCGAGGACGAGCUGUCCGGGUCCUCCGAGGGGGAGGCGGAGGAGCACGCCGCCCCGCGGCCGGCGCCGAGGCCCUCGACGCCGGUCCGGCGAUACAGGGUCAACCUCGGCCCCACAGCGCAGCUGGAGGUGCAGUACGGUCGCCUGUACCCGCUGGAGACGCCCGCGCUGCUGCUCCAGAAGGUGGACGGCCUGCCCCAGGCGGCCGUGGAGCAGAUGCACCGCCUCGUGCGCGAGGAGCUGCAGCAGAGUGCCGGCAGGGAGUGCGUGUUCCAGAUCUGCAACGCGAUCCGGGCGGGUGUGAAUUUCCUGCGGCAGCACGACGAUCCGCUGGCGGAGGUGGCCCUCCACGACCGCAUGCAGCAGCGCGUGGCCGAGGAGGAGGAGCAGGCGCGGCGGCGCGCGGCCGAAGCGGAGGAGCAGGCGAGGCGCCGCGCCGCGGAGGCGUGGGAGCGCCAGAAGCAGCUCGAGCGGGACCGCAACGCGCGCUACCAGCGGAUCCGCGAGGCCGCCGAGCGCGUCGGCGACGCGGGCCGGCGCGGAACCCUGGAGCACCCGGCGAGCCCGGAGCUGCGGCCGCUGUGCGCCCCGGACUUGCGGCAGCCGCCGGCGGCGCUGCCAGGGCGAGGGGCCCUGGACGACGACGAGGCCUCCGUGCUCCUCUCCCGCCGCUUCCACGACCUGGCCCCCGGGCGCGGCGGUGGCAGCGACGGCCCGGUGGAGUUCUCCCUGCGCGAGGGCUCCUCCGGGGGCAUCGUCUUCGAGGAGCUGGGCUUCCUGGGCCGCGGCGGCUUCGGAUCGGUCACCAAGGUGCGGCACAGGGUCGACCGGCAGCUCUACGCGAUCAAGCGCAUCGAGCUCACCGGCUCCCAGGGCAGCAGGGAGCAGAUCCUCAAGGAGUGCGCGACGCUCCCGCGGCUGACCCACCUGCACAUCGUGAGGUACUAUCAGGCGUGGAAGGAGGUUGAGGUCGAGGGCUCGGAGGCGCAGGCGCCGAGUCACCCGACCGCGAAGAACGCGGGCGCGUCGACCAAGAUGCGCCGCGUCAAGUCCCUCGCCAGCACACCGCACCCACAGGACGGCGACGACUGGCUUUCCAUGGCAGGCUGCACGCCGCAUUGCUCCAAGAGCCCGUCCCCUGGCCAGGCGCGCUCGCCCUCCCGCGAGUUCCUGUACAUCCAGAUGGAGUUCUGCGACGGCACGACCCUGAGGGAGGCCAUCGAUCGCGGCGUGCUGCACCAGGACGAGGCCGCGAUCUGGAAGCUCUUCCGCCAGGUGCUCGACGCGCUCGCCUACGUGCACUCCAAGAAGCUCAUACACCGGGACCUGAAGCCCGCGAACGUGUUCCUGUCGAGCGAGGGAGGGGGCCACGUGAAGCUGGGGGACUUCG